Penicillium manginii is the source of this 3129-nucleotide messenger RNA. RefSeq names its product putative zinc metalloprotease. The record is from RefSeq and is a predicted model, not a curated record. The transcript is spliced from 4 exons. Bases 1 to 3129 code for a protein of 1042 amino acids. Gene Ontology annotation, molecular function: metal ion binding. Lineage: Eukaryota; Fungi; Ascomycota; Eurotiomycetes; Eurotiales; Aspergillaceae.
AUGUCGAGCCAUUUUAAACUGCUUCAGCAGUUUAAGCCCGACUACUCUCUCCCAUAUGAAUCUCAACGCACUGGUAUGCGGGUCGUGGUCAUUGGACAGAAGGGACCUAAGGUAAAUGGUUAUUUCGUACUUGCUACCGAGAUUCACGAUGAUUCUGGUGCUCCUCAUACACUGGAGCAUCUUUGCUUUAUGGGAUCUCGAAACUACCAGUACAAGGGCUUUCUAGACAAGCUAGCCACCCGGGUUUACUCCAGCACCAAUGCUUGGACUGCCCCAGAUCACACAGCGUACACAUUGGAUACAGCUGGUUGGGAGGGCUUCGCCCGCAUCCUGCCUAUCUACCUCGAGCAUGUUAUUGCUCCUACCCUGACUGAUGAGGGCUGCUAUACCGAAGUUCACCACAUUGAUGGCGCCGGAAAUGACGCUGGUGUGGUGUACUCCGAGAUGCAAGGUGUUCAAAACAACGCGGCCGAGCUGAUUGACCUGGCGGCCCGUCGUGCCACUUACCCGGACGGCGUCGGCUUUCGUUACGAGACCGGCGGAAUGAUGGAGCAACUUCGUGUCCUCUCGGCUGAGCGGAUUAGGGAGUUCCACCGUGAGAUGUACCAGCCCAAGAACCUUUGUCUGGUCAUUACUGGUGAAGUGGACCAGAAAGACAUGCUGCAAAUUUUGGACAAGUUUGAAGAUACGAUUUUGGACGUUAUCCCGAGCCCUGAAGCCCCCUUCAAGAGACCAUGGACGGAUUCUAAGCAGGCGCCUGCACUGACCAAGUCUACCAUUCAAACCGUUGAAUUCCCUGAAGAAGACGAGGAUUUCGGUGAAGUUGAGAUUCGAUUCUUGGGUCCGGAUUGCAAUGACCCUGUCCAGUCUGGUGCUCUCAACGUCGCUCUGUUAUAUUUGGCCGGAUCAUCUGCCUCGCUUUUGGAAAACAUCAUUGUUGAGAAAGAGCAAAUUGCCAGCGCAGUCUACUAUGCAACCGAUGAUCACCCUAGUAUGGAGAUCCGUUUCACCAUGACGAGCGUUGAGACAGACAAGCUUGCUUCAGUUGAGAAGAGGUUCUUCGAGAUACUGAAAGAGGCAAUGACGAAGGCUCUGGAUAUGAAGUAUAUGAGUGAGUGCAUUGACCGCCAGUGCCGUGCGUGGAAGUUUAACACCGAGAGCAAUGCUUCUUCUUUGGCCGAGUAUGUCAUCACUGAUUUCCUGUAUGGAAAGCGCGAUGGCUCGACUUUGAGAGAUGUAGCGACUCUGCAGGAGUACGACGUGAUUAGAAAGUGGUCCGAGGACCAGUGGCGGGAGUUCAUCAACAAAUGGAUUGCCGAUGCCCACCACGUUACAAUUCUGGGUGUUCCAUCCCAAAAGCUUUCUGCCAAGCUCAAGACUGAUGAAGAGGCCCGCGUUGCUGCGCAGAAGGAGCGUCUCGGCGAGAAGGGACUCAAGGAACUUGCCGACAAGCUUGAGAAGGCCAAGGCAGUGAACGACAGGGAGAUCCCCGAGGAAACUCUGGCCCAGUUCGCUAUCCCCGGAACCGAGUCUAUUCACUUCAUGGACACCACUACGGCUCGAUCUGGCGCUGCUCUGAAGGCUGGACGCCCAGACCACAAGAUCCAAAAGAUCGUGGAUGCUGAUCACUCGGAUCUACCUCUUUUCAUCCACUUCGAACACAUCGAAAGUAGCUUCGUGCAGAUGGCAGUCCUCAUUUCCGCGCAGUCCGUACCUGUUCAACUACGCCCCCUGCUUUCAAUCUAUACCGAGGCAUUCUUCAACAUCCCUGUUCAACGAGAUGGCAAGACGAUCAACUUCGAACAGGUUGUGGUGGAGCUUGAGAAGGACACCGUCGGCUAUGCCAUGGAAACUGCUCGCAGCCUCGGCAACUCCGAGAUGUUGCGUGUUUCCUUCCAGGUCGAACUUGAGAAGUAUGAGACUGCUAUCGCGUGGAUCCAAGAGCUGUGCUGGAACUCCAUCUUCGAUGUUGAGAGACUUCGCGCUAUUAACUCCAGACUUCUGGCCGAUGUGCCCGACAACAAGCGCAGUGGUGACGACAUGCUCGCGGCGGUGCACAUUAUGGUUCAUUUCGCGGAGGAAUCCAUCUCCCGGGCUCGUAGCACCCUGGUGAAGGCCCGCUACCUCAAGCGUGUCAAGCGUCUUCUGGCCGACAAGCCCGAGGAGAUUGUGAGCCGUAUGGAAGAAAUCCGCAAGUCGCUCUUCCAGCCCGACAAUAUCCGUGUUGUUGUCGUUGCCGAUUUGGAGAAGCUCCCUCGACCGGUUUCCGCCUGGAAGCCUUUUGUUGACCGUCUUGGAACCAGCAGUGAACUGAAGCCCAUCACAAACCGCCGGGCCCUGCUGAGUGAUGCAGGAAAGACCAUUGGUGGUACUUCCUACAUCGUUCCUAUGCCGACAGUUGAUUCGUCCUAUGCCUACGCUACUGGCCGGGGUCUCGACUCCUAUGACGAUCCUAACUUGCCGGCUUUGCUCGUCGCCAUCGCCUACAUGAACGCUGUGGAGGGUCCCCUCUGGGUUGCAGUCCGUGGUAAGGGUCUGGCCUACGGUACCAACUUCGCCUACAACAUUGACACUGGUUUCGUGAACUUCGAUGUGUACCGAUCUCCGAAUGCACACAAGGCAUUCGAGUCCAGCAAGCAGAUUGUUGAGGAUCAUCUAUCUGGUGCCUCGCCUUUCGACCCCUUGAUGUUGGAGGGUGCCAUCAGCAGCAUCGUCGUGGGCUAUGCUAACGAGCAGAUGACCGCCGGCACUGCCGCCCAAGGCAGUUUCAUCCGCCAGGUUGUGCGCAACCUGCCUAGCGACUACAAGGAGAAGAUGCUGAAGAAGGUCCGCGCUAUCAGUGUUGAUGAGGUGAAGGGUGCUCUUCGUGAGACCAUCCUGCCGCUUUUUGAGCCGAAGACCACGAACCUUGUUGUCACUUGCGGCACUGUUCUGGAAGAGACUCUCAAGCAAGGCUUUGAAGCAUUUGGCUUCACACCAAAGGUCCAAGCUCUGAAGGAGUUUGAGGAUGAUUAUGGUCUCAAGGCUGGUGACAACGACGAAGAGGAAGACGAAGACGAAGAUGACGAGGAAGAUGAUGAGGAAGAUUCUGAAUCUGGCUCGGACGAGAGCGAAGAAGAUGAAGAGUAA